Messenger RNA from Cladophialophora yegresii CBS 114405, 1893 nucleotides. RefSeq lists its product as uncharacterized. Lineage: Eukaryota; Fungi; Ascomycota; Eurotiomycetes; Chaetothyriales; Herpotrichiellaceae. The record is from RefSeq and is a predicted model, not a curated record. Bases 1 to 1893 code for a protein of 630 amino acids. The transcript has a single exon.
AUGAGCAACACCUCUCAAACAAACCUCUACUCGGUUACCAACAGCAGUACUUCGACUCUCCGGCCUCGCACUGGUCGUCUCAUAUCAUACAUUGACGAUGAGAAUACCGAGUCGACCGCCAUCACUACUUCAACCUCCUCUACUCCCCCACGUUUCCCCAGUCGAGGCGUGUCUCCCAAUGCAGCCGCGGUGACCAGGUCGAAGUCAACGGACAAACCCAGAAAUGGCCGAACCAAUAAAACCCCCACAAGGUCCUCGUCGAGUUCACAGUCGCCUGCUGCAGGGAAACAAAGUAUAUGGGAACCAUGGGGCUCCCUUCAGGGUUUCGCAUCUACAUUUCUGGGGAACGAAUUCUCCAACUCGUCCAAGGACAAGAACAUGGGCACGUUCAAGACCCCUUUAUGGAUGAAACAGGACAAGAACUACACCUCGAAGAUAUCCGCGCCGCAAUGGGGCCCAUCUAUGGAGACGUCCGCGAGUCCUGCCCGAGACGCUAUCGAAGAGCGGAAAGCCAUGGUCCAAGCAAAGAAAAGGGAAGCCCUUCUCAUGGCGAGUGCUUCAGAAAACCGUGACAGUCUGGGCAGGUUUAAAAGGCGUGAUUCGGACGCAGAUACGGCUAUAGGCGCCCGGACGGACACGACUGACGACGCACUGGUUUAUAUGCACAAAGUUGAGAGAGGCGACACGCUGGCCGGUGUCAUCAUCAAGUACAACUGCCCUCCUGAUCUGUUUCGAAAGGUCAACAGGUUUUGGCCCAACGACAAUAUCCAGACGAGGACGCGUGUGCUGAUCCCUUUAGAAGGCUCUACGGUCAAGGGACGCAAAGUCGAGAGCCCAUAUCUUUCAAGAGAUCUUUUCGGUUCGAAUCUCGAACACCUCUCCAUGCAAGACCAACCGAGACCAAACAGUGCUUUAUCCCCAAACGGCGUCCAUAGCCCUACUCGCCCGACCUCGAGUAUAUCGUCUUCUGCCCUCACUUCCGAGCCCUUGUCCUUCAUCACCUCCUUGUCCGACGCCACCGAACUCAAGCACGACUCUUGGGUAGUGCUACCCAACUUCAAAGAAGCAGUUGAGGUCUUGCGCGUGCCUCGCCGCGCACUGGGCUACUUCCCCCGACCUCGGCGGAAAUCAAACGCUACCCUCACCGCCUCAUCCACGGCCUCGACGCCGAAAACGUCCUUUGACAUGCUUCGACACCCGCCCACGCACGCCGCCCAACAAUCCAUAUCUCUGAACGCCUCGCCUGUCCGACGGCCCGUGUUUCCAGGCUCUCGUCUUGGCUCAUCCGGCCGACAGCGCUCCUCCAGCACUUCAGGAAAUGGGAACAACUUUGCUGAGGCGCUUCGUGGACCUGGCGGCGUAGGCGAUCUACGUGGUUUAAGAACGCAGAUAUCUCGCCCCGGACCAGCCGAUGACCCACUUAACCGCAAGUUCAACCAGUACUUUCCCGACUUCCUGCCUCCGCCCGAGACCAUGCCUCGAACAGGCCUCAGUCGAACGCCGACCUCGAGAGCUACGCCAAGGGCGAGUAUGGAUUCCGUGCGCAGCGUGCGCUCGAACUCGAGCAGCUCAGGCUUGGCCGGGGAAGUAAGCGGUGCCAUUCAAGGAUGGGUGAGGACGAUGGCUGGCGCGCCUGGGAAGAGAGACAGGAGUGCUGCUGUGGACAGGCUGGGCGACCUCAUUGAAUUGGAAACAAAUUCAGAGACCAUGCCUAUGGAUGGUAGUAGAGGCCGCGAUACGGACAGGGACGAAGACCUCACGCCUACAGCCGUAACGGCGACGACGUCGGAUUUUGCAACGGAAGAAGCGCUACUGAAUGAGCGAUUUCCUGUUAGAGGGAGGGUAAGAAAUGCAUAUGCAAGUUCGGCAUCCGGGAAGGACAAACAGUCUUGA